UGGGAGACCAGAUAUAGUGAAUGCAGGGUCUGGGGAGACCUGAUAUAGUGAAUGCAGGGUCCUGGGAGACCAGAUAUAGUCAAUGCAGGGUCUGGGGAGACCAGAUAUAGUGAAUGCAGGGGUCCGGGGAGACCAGAUAUAGUGAAUGCAGGGUCCGGGGAGACCAGAUAUAGUCAAUGCAGGGUCCGGGGAGACCAGAUAUAGUGAAUGCAGGGUCCGGGGAGACCAGAUAUAGUGAAUGCAGGGUCCUGGGAGACCAGAUAUAGUGAAUGCAGGGUCCGG
Staurois parvus is the source of this 282-nucleotide messenger RNA. The record is from the annotation of a GenBank genome assembly. NCBI's taxonomy places the organism in Eukaryota, Metazoa, Chordata, Amphibia, Anura, Ranidae.